Acipenser ruthenus (sterlet) is the source of this 3790-nucleotide messenger RNA. RefSeq names its product protein TMED8-like. The transcript has 6 exons. The record is from RefSeq and is a predicted model, not a curated record. Gene Ontology annotation, cellular component: Golgi membrane. Lineage: Eukaryota; Metazoa; Chordata; Actinopteri; Acipenseriformes; Acipenseridae. Bases 40 to 1095 code for a protein of 351 amino acids.
UUCUCAACCCGUUCGACAAUUUCCGUUCUUUUCCGACCUAUGACGGAAGUCUGCAUUUUGCUCACAGCUCACAACGCCUCUUUGUUUACUGUAUUUCCGAUGUCGAGUCUACCUGCUGCUGCAACGACUGUAUUUCCUAGAGCCAGAUUUGGUCCCCCCGCGGUCGGGUCGACUGUUGUAUCGGAUCCGAUUUGCUCCGAGUCAGUACCGACCGACAGCUCAGAGAUGGAAAAUGUAGAUAUGAGUUCGGAGGUGCAGUCUUGGUUAGCUGCGCUGUCCGUCUCCUCCUUCCCAGGAAUAACUUCGGAGAGCUGCCAGCACGGCUCCCAGGAGAGACUUCAAAGCACAGAGACAUUACAGCCUCCUGAGAGCACCUGCAGCCCUGAGCAGCAAACCACCGAUGUGAAUGAUCCGAGUCUAUUCAGCCAGCCACAGCUCUCUGCAGAGAAAACCCAAGAAGGCCGUGCCAGCUCCAGUCACCCGCUAACCACCCAAAAUUCCCUCGGUGACUCCGCGGUGAUCCACUCAGACCACAAUGGUGUGGCAGAAGCGGGACCCGAGGCUCCGUUAGAGGAUGAGAAAGUUCAGUUGCCCCCACUGGCACCCCCCUUGACCUGGACCUUACCGGUCAUCAAGGAGUUCAAGGCAAAGCUGCGGCUGGAGGAGGCGGCGGUGCUGACGGUGUACCGCGGAGACGUGGUGACGGUUCGUGUGCCGACUGUCCCGGAGGGGAAGCGGCUGUGCUGGGAGUUUGCCACUGAUAACUACGACAUCGGCUUCGGGAUUUACUUCGACUGGAUGCCUGUGACGAGCCGAAUGAUCACCGUGCAGGUCAGCGAGUCGAGCGACGACGAAGACGAUGAAGGGGAGGUGGAAGGCUCUGUAAGUUCAGGAGAUAUAGAAAGUGGAUCGAAAGCCUGCCCUAUCUCUCACCUAGGUGAGAUUUUACCAGUGUACCGACAAGACAGCCACUUAGCGGUGCAGGCUGGCCAUCACGAAUACCCUGGUGAAGGAAUGUACCUGCUCAAGUUUGACAACUCCUACUCGCUGUGGAGAAAUAAAACUCUUUACUACCGUGUAUAUUACAGUGAUUGAGACCAGAGCAGCGGAUUGAUGAUGAAUGUUUUGAAAGAUCUAUUUUUAUGUGUCGUGAAAUAGAGUGUAUGAAGCAGGGGUAGGUGCAGUGUAUAUUUUGUUUUAAUUUCUCAAAUAAUAUUAUAUUAUAUUAAUAAUAUAUUACCGUAACUGUACUAGAGAAUUCAAAUAGAACCAUAAAGUUGAUCUGAUAUAUGAAAUCAUUGCUGUUUUUAGAAACAGCUUUCAGAAGUAAAUGAUUAUCCUGCUAGAUCAUUAUUUAGUCUAGAGACCUGUGUCCUCGGUUUCAGUUUUGCGCUAAUGAGACAGAUCCUGACUGCAUAAACAGGGUUGGUUUGACACGUCUGAGCUGCAGAGGAAGGAAAGGCUUCUGCACACAGCAUUCAUUAGCACACUCAAGAGCUAUAGAACCUGAGAGGCUGUGAUGGAUUUCUUCUUAUUUUUAUAAUGUUUGCAACCCCCCCCCCCCCCCCCCCCCCGAGAGGUUUUCAUUGGCUCUACUGAAAUACUGUGUUUUUGUUUGUUUUGUUAGAUCUCUGUUAAAGUAUCUCUCUGACUAUGAGUUCAGGAGCUCCUCUUUAGGUUUGCUUGCCUGCCGUAGACUAUGUAAUUUAGGCUAGAUCGGCCAAUGUGCCUUUAUAUAAGACAAUACCAGCACCCUCUGUUGCACAGCAAUGGAUUGCCAGCAAAACAAAAGGAAACUUGAUCCAUUGUAGCAGAUUACAAGAUGAUGCUGGGUCUUCUUUUUAAGAUGACGAUCUGUCUAUGUUACAAAUAUUUAUGGCAGACUUACCAAAAAAACCCACAGUAUUUAAAUACCAUAUUCCUUUGAAUUUAAGAUGCAGCCCAAAUUUCCCACCCUCAAUUUGAGGAAAAAAUAAAACAUCAAAUAAAUAUGCAUUUACAAAGAUACAACCUCAAUUACGCAUAGAGGCAGUUUGCAGCCGUCUGCUGUCACACAGAGCAUUACAGUUAUGUGCUGCUUCUCAUUUCCAGUCGUGAUUACUCACACCUGUUUUUCUCCCAGUUUGUGAACUGUGGUAUUGCUUGGCAUGUCGAAAAAUAUGGGGGUCUGAUCAGCAUUUCCGAUCUGUCCAAGCUGGUACUGUUUGUUAGAAACACUGAAAUUCCACAGGAAGCUAAUGGUGCUUCUUUGAAAAUGACUGCGUGUAUGUCAUGGAUGAUUCGAGAUCGGGUAGUAACAUUUUGGUUAAUCUUUUCUUGGCAGUAAGUCACGUUGCUGCUUGUGUAUUCGGGUAGUGACGUCUUUGUUCGUCUUUUCUUGGCAGUCAGUCACGUUGCUGUUGUACUCGGGUAGUCAGGUCUUUUGUUGCCGAUUUUAAUAUAUGCAUCACUGUACUCGAAAUUAAGACACAGGCUAUUUUCGAGAAGCAAAAAAUGGCUCAAAAAGUGCAUCUUAAAUUCGAAGGAAUAUGGUAAUUGCAAUGAGAACCACUAAGAAUAAAAAGGAAAGGGUAAGAAAACAGCAUUAGAAGUGAAGUAAUAGGAUGCCUCUGUAAGGUGACCCCCUCCAUAGUGGUCUGACCUCAAACCAGACUUGCAUUAGUUAGCAAUCUGAGGUGUUUAUUUAAUGAUUUCUGGGCGUGCAUGCUUGUUUCAUUGAUCUAAUGCUGCUGUACAGAAAGUACUUUUUUUUUAACUAGUGAGAUAUUUUAAUUAGGCCUACAAAUUCAUGGUUUAAAAACUGCUUCUGUCAAAUCUGAGAGAAAAGAGAGAGUCCCCUGUCCAUUUAUUCCAUUUAUGCCACUUUUUCAAUACAAACAGCUAUAUCUUCUGUUCCUUUCUCUUCAGCUGCUGUUACCAAGCUUGCCAUUCAGCGAAUUCAAGCUUUUUAACAGGCGUUCACCAACAGCAGGACGGUCUGUUUCUGUGUUUGAUCUUUUUAACAGGCGUUCACCAACAGCAGGACGUCCUGUUUCUGUGUUUGCUCUUUUUGGCCUUGGGGGUGCAGGCUAGCCUAUAAUUUGUUGUGUGUUUCUUUUUAAGUUAUUAUUUAUAAAGAAAGCCUAUUUAGAGAACCCAGAUACUGUUACCCUUCUGUGUAUACCUCUGUUUUUUUGUCAGUCUUGUGAUGUUUGUAGAAGAUUAUAUUUGGUAUAUACAUGGGGCCUUAUUUUCAAAGCAUUUACUCCAGUCCUGAAUUUUACAAAACUAGACCCAAACAACUAUGCUAUAUAUUGCAAGCCCUUUGAAGCACUCUCAAGGUGUCUUUGUUUCUCAUUUUAUAACAUUAACAUGAAUUUCUCCUUUCAAAAAAUGCAUUUAGUUAGAGAAGAGAAUAUGUGGUUUCCAAAUACAUACAGAAGCAUAUACAUUUGGCAAAGGACUUCAAAUAUCAGUCAAGCUUCAAAAUAUCCCUCUAUAAAAUCCCAGGCUAGUGUUGACUGUGAUUUCUAUGAAACCCUAAACAAGCCAUCUGUUACCAGUUCUUUGAUUGAAUCUGCUAAUAUGAAAACUGUUAGCUUUGUACUAUAAUAUAAUGUUAUAUUCCAUCUUGCAGUACAAUGAAUCAUUCAAAAUAUAUACAUUAAGGUCAAUAUGCAUUAAUAUAACUGUAUGUUGUGUUUGAACUGUUAAUAUAAGAUGAUUAUUACUAGCCUGGCACAUCAUUAUAACCAAAAUAUGUUUGUUUUGUUUAUUUGAAUAUACAUUAAAGCACUAAAUGAUUCCAGUA